UUUAUUCUUAUUUUUCAAAAUCCUUCCAUUUUCCACAACCUUUCUUCUCCAUCCAAACAGAUCUCCCGCUUUGCCUGCAAAUGGCGUCCUUUUGGUCCCUCCAAUUUUAACUACUUUCAUCUCCUUUCUUCCCUCAACGCUCCAAAUCUUAACGUGCGCACGACAUGGAGGCUCCUUCAUUUUUAUCCAAAACAAGAACCGCUUUCAACUCCGCAGCUGCCAAAACCGAGCGAGUUUUCAAUGAAUUAAAAUCCGAUUUAGAUUCUGAUACAUUAUCGUCCAAGGAAUUCAAGAACGAUUCUCUUAGGAACGAAGGCGAGAGUAAGAAUUUUCAUGAAGUAAAUCAUUCUAGGUGGAAGCCCACAAAUUUAGGGACAAAACAGGAAUGGCAAGAAAGGUUUAGAAAUAUAGGAAUAGGGAGAAAAGGCGUUGAAGAUUCCAAGAAGGUUGAAAUUUCAAUAAUGGCUGUUCUAUUCUACGAUGAAAACAUAUAUUUGCUCAACAUGAAGAAUGACACGGAAGCAAAGUUGUUAGAAGCAAUUCCUUCCGUAGACGUUCUAAAUACCAACACGGAAAACAUUCCCCCAUCAUCUGUCAUCAAACAAUUGGCUGUAGCUAUUGAGGCUGGAACCAAUUUUAAAAGGUUGAAAGAUCUUUUGGCAUCUUUUGAAAGUUCUUCUCCCAGUAAGGAAAAGGCAGGCUUGAGCUUCUCUGCAGUCAAGUCGUUCAUUAUCGGCGAGAAAGAGGAUAAACUUGAUUAUGGCUUUUGUGAUGACGAGAGAGUCCUUGAUUUGAUUCGUGCACUGUUUGAUGCAGAUGGAAAAUUCCUCCAAAGGAAGCUUGUAUCGGAUUCAGAUCAGUCUACGCCAAAUAUAUCUUUUGUUAAAGACAUUCAUGGUGCUCCUCCACAGAGCUUCGUUGUUAAGCUUUCUGAAGUAAUUGGAAGUUUUAGAAGCCUUAGCAAGAUGGCACUCUUUUGGUGCAUGGUUGUUACAGAACUGAGAAGAUUUUGGUCCAAAGAGAGACAUCUGCCUGGCAUUCCUGUGAAUGAGAUUCCAGAUCUAAAUUCAUGUCUUUUAUAUCAACAAUUACAGGUUAUAAACUGUUGUCUAUCAAGAAGAAGACAGCACAAUAUUGCAGCUAAAUCAUUUGCUUCUGAAAUGAUGGAAGCCAGUUCAAGCGUUAAAGAAACAGAUGUUUCUAUGGGCACAAUGUCUGUCAGAUCUUCAUUGUGUGCACGAGUUAAGACUAGGGAACUUGUUCUUCGGCAGGGAGCUAAUAAACUGAUCGAAAAUUUAACAAUGUUAGAAACUGGUGAACCGAUAUACUCACCUAUUACCCAGGAAGGACCUUUGCUUACAGAAGAGCUUAUCAGAGAAACAGAGGAGUUAGUUCUUCGGACAGGGAGCGAUGGCGCUGGGUGCUCUCGGCUCCUCUCUGACAUGCAGGCUUUCAAGGCUGCAAAUCCUGGCUGUGUUUUAGAAGAUUUUGUUAGAUGGCACUCUCCUCCUGAUUGGAUUGAACCCGAGCCAAGCAAUGAGGUUACGAGUGGAAGUGGUCAACUAAGUAGUAGAAUGCAAAAAGAAGGUAAUUUGUGGCGUGAACUAUGGGAGACAUCCAAACCUGUACCUGCCAUUAAACAAACACCUCUCUAUGAUGAGGAUUUGGCAGUGGAGGGAAUCCUGAAUUUCUUCGAGAACAUUCCGGUUACUGAUCUUUUUCAACAACUGUUUCUUUCUCUUCUUGGUUUGGGAUUUGUAUUAGCCGAAGACAAGCUCUCUGCUGAUGAGAACUUAUCAAAGCUGUUUUACGAGCUCAAAGACUAUGUUGUUGCAACUUGCCAGAGAAACGUCUGGAACGAUAAACUGGAUGAGCUUUGCCAGGUAGGUUUCCAUUUUACACGCAUGCCUCGACGUAUCUAUCGACGUUUCCCGUCGAUAGAAACUGUCGACGAGAUAGAUGGUUUCAUGAAGUACGAAACAGUGGAAACAAUGAUAGCCACUCCCGAAGAAGUAAUAAAGACAAUAGAGCAGGCAGAAGAGACAGAGAUGCCGGAAAACGGAAGUCCUACCGGCAGUGAGCUAAAACGUCGGUUUCUACAGCUGGCACUUAUAUUCAGUAGCAAGGAUAAACCACCGAAAAUAGCUACUGCGGAAGAGCCAAUAAUUCGGAUGAGAAUCCCUCUCGUCCAUUUGGUAGCUUCUUUGAUAGCAAUCAUCUUUAUUUUCAAAGAUAUCUCCUAA
Molecule: messenger RNA, 2243 nt
Organism: Hibiscus syriacus
Lineage: Eukaryota; Viridiplantae; Streptophyta; Magnoliopsida; Malvales; Malvaceae
Product: rab3 GTPase-activating protein catalytic subunit-like
Exons: 14
Coding region: 165-2243 (692 amino acids)
Biological process (GO): positive regulation of GTPase activity
Molecular function (GO): GTPase activator activity
Source: RefSeq, a predicted model, not a curated record